CGCUUAGCCGGAGUUGUCCUUCUCACCCACACGUGUCCACCGCCGCCUCUUCUGCGAUGCUGCCUCUACUGCGCUGCGUGCCCCGCGGCCUGGGCGCCGCUGUCGCCGGCCUGCGGGCCCCAGCGCCCGCCCCGCCGCUCCGGCAGCUUCUGCAUCCCGCGUCCCGGCCGUGCCUCCGGCCCUUCGGGCUGCUGUGCGUGCGCGCGGGGUCGGCGCGGCGGUCCGGCCUCCUGCAGUCCCCGGCGACCUGUGCCUGCGGCUGCGGCGCACUGCACACCGAAGGAGACAAGGCUUUUGUUGAAUUCCUGACUGAUGAAAUUAAGGAAGAAAAGAAAAUCCAGAAGCACAAGUCCCUUCCCAAGAUGUCUGGAGGUUGGGAGCUGGAAGUGAAUGGGACAGAGGCUAAGUUAGUGCGGAAAGUUGCUGGGGAAAAGGUUACUGUCACUUUCAACAUUAACAACAGCAUCCCACCAACAUUUGAUGGUGAGGAAGAGUCCACCCAAGGACAGAAGGUUGAAGAACAGGAGCCUGAAUUGACAUCAACUCCCAAUUUCGUGGUUGAAGUUAUAAAGAGUGAUGGCAAGAAGGCCCUUGUACUGGACUGUCAUUAUCCAGAAGAUGAGAUUGGACAAGAGGAGGAGGCUGAGAGUGACAUUUUCUCUAUCAAGGAAGUUAGCUUCCAGGCUACUGGUGACUCUGAAUGGAAGGAUACAAAUUAUACGCUCAACACAGAUUCCCUGGACUGGGCCUUGUAUGACCACCUAAUGGAUUUCCUCGCAGACCGAGGAGUGGACAACACUUUUGCAGAUGAGUUGGUAGAGCUCAGUACUGCCCUGGAGCACCAGGAGUAUAUAUCCUUUCUUGAAGACCUCAAAAGUUUUGUCAAGAGCCAGUAGAGCUAUCAUAGAAACUGAAGGCCUUACAAUUUUACAGCUAGGUUUAGCCAGUGAACAAAACCUACCCUGACAUCAGAACCAUGUGCUUUGAAAUGGUUAUCCUAUUAUCAUGGAAAAAAUUAGCAAAUUUAAAUUAUUGCAGUUUCAUUUACCAUUCAUUUUGGUUUUUUUCUGUACAAAUUUAUUUCUAGUUUUUGUAUAACAUAAUGAAUAAUAAAAUUAUUUUAUCU
This is a messenger RNA of Castor canadensis (American beaver), 1126 nucleotides long. RefSeq names its product complement C1q binding protein (gene C1qbp). Gene Ontology annotation, molecular function: kininogen binding; transcription corepressor activity; complement component C1q complex binding. NCBI's taxonomy places the organism in Eukaryota, Metazoa, Chordata, Mammalia, Rodentia, Castoridae. Gene Ontology annotation, biological process: regulation of complement activation; negative regulation of mRNA splicing, via spliceosome; cytosolic ribosome assembly. Gene Ontology annotation, cellular component: nucleus; mitochondrial matrix; cell surface. The record is from RefSeq and is a predicted model, not a curated record.